Molecule: messenger RNA, 993 nt
Organism: Ectocarpus siliculosus
Lineage: Eukaryota; Phaeophyceae; Ectocarpales; Ectocarpaceae
Source: the annotation of a GenBank genome assembly
AUGGCCGAACCUGCCGCUGCCGCCGCCGGUACAACGGAGGGAGAGACUGGACCGGGCUACACGCGAGUAGACAUUCCGUUCGUCAUCGACAGGAUCCUGGUGACGGACGCGGAGCUGAUUCGGAAGAUCGCCGACCACCCGGAUGUGGACCGGGUUCACGGGGUCCCCACGAAGGAGAGACCGUGGUGGAUAAACGCCUACUUCCCGGCGACCCGGUUCAUUGACCGGCAGGACGAAAUGUUCGUUCCCCUUACCUCGACCUCCGACCCUAACUACGAGCACCGUCGCACCUACGUCGAAGAGAUGGUCAAGGACGGCGUCGCCGAGGAGGACGUGAAGAAGAUCGCGUACCUGAUGCACACGGGGGCCCCGCAGGAUGAGCUGGAGAGGGCCGUGGUGAACGGAGUCAACCGUCGCUUCUUCGGCCAGGAUAUUCCCGCCGACAUAGUCGAGCACUCCAGCAAGACGGCCAACACCAUCGGAGACGCGCUCUCGUCCGGAUACUUCCCGACCCUGCGGCACCAGGGGAAGGUGAUGGACUUCAUCGAGCAGAACAACGAGCUGCACCAGGGCUGUCCCGUCGCGGAUUUCUCCCACCACAUCGGGGCGGCGGCGCAGCUUUUGACCCCGUCUUGCCAGUUCCUUUACAAGGAGAAGGACCGCUCCAGGGCCAUCCUUGACAUAUUCACGCAGGGCGACAUGCCGAUGACCGUCGCGACCCCGCGGAUCGCCAUCAAGGACAGCACCCUCGGGGGCCUGCUGAAAAAGCCUGCCAAGGCGAAAUGGACGAUGUUCAUCCUGAACAUUCGGCAGGCCGCCGCCGAGACUAAGGACUCCCUGUUCACGUUCGGUGCCGGGGUGGACAAGAGGCAGUGCGCCUUCCGCUUCGCCUUCCAGAAGCUCAUGGCCGACCUGCAGACGGAACUAGCUCGGCUCGAGGCUGCAGACGCCGCGGAAGGUGCUGCUGCUACCGACACCUCCCAGACGGGGUAA